CAUUGUGGAAGCGUACGUCGUAUUGAGUGUUUGGUGCUCGUCGUUUAUAAACAUUAGAACAGUUAAAGUUAUUUACAUGAAAGUGAAUUAUGUAUGUUUAGGGAAAGUUUGCUUUCUGCAACAUGCCAUGCGCUGUCGUAUUUGGUAGAAAUGAAGCUGUGUACUUGAAGCAGUGAAGUGACACCCCUGUCAAACAAGGAAAAAUGAAGAAAGCUGAAAUCAUCUGGCUGUUCUUGCUCACACUGAUAUCCGAAAUUCUUUGUCAGGAAGACUACAGUACGUGCUGCCAUAGUGGGCCCGUGUGUUCUUGUGCUUCCCAUAUAAAUUUUGAUCGCGAAACCCAUGGGAACGUGGAUAUCAACUCCAGUGACUGUCUUGUCUACAAGAUACGAAAUGUUUCAGAAUGUGAUUCCUUCAAAUUUGACGGCAACAUGAAUGAAAGGAGAUUAGGCUCAGUACGUUUGCAUCCAGUUGUAAUAAACUUCUCUUCAAAUCUCAAUAUGUCUUUCAUCAAUGUGAAAUGGACAAAACUGCAGUUUCGUCUGAGUGGCAUGGAGAGGAGUUGGUCUCUUUGCCGAACCAUAGAACUGAGUAAGAGAGCAGCAAAGCGGUUCAAUAUUAAGGAGUUGUUUUACAGUUGUCGACUCCUCAGUCCCAAUAUGACUGACCAAAACAUCAUGUUAGAAUACCAUGCAUCUGGUGGAACACAGGAUGAAUUUGGUAGAUUUACCUUCAGGCUGGACUCACCAAUAGACAGGUCAGUGCGUUUUACACCAAAGUGGAAAAAUAAAUUUGUGUACAUUGAAUGGCAGCUGCCAUUGCUGAUAGCUCAUUGGCAUCAUCCCUUUAGUGAAGAGCCUGCAAAAUAUGAAGUGGUUGUGAGGAGAGAUGGUAAAAUAAAACAGAAGGAAAAGUUUUUCUCUGACAAUGACUGCAAUAUUGCUGACUUGGGAAUGGAAAUGAAGUAUGAUACAAUGCACUUCCCAGGUUAUUAUAUUUUUGAAGUUACGAAGGUGUGUGCACCACAGCAAGAUUGUGACGAUCCCAGCACAGCAACUGUCAAAAUAGCUCCUGUCUCCCGUUUGCUGCAGUAUAUCAGCCUGAGUAUUCUAUUCCUGCAGUCUGUUGUGGUACUGAUUAUUCUGUGGAUGACAGCUCAGUGGUACCGUGCAUUUUCGGGUAAACCGAAUGUAUUGGUUAUGUAUUCCCCAUCAAGAGGUGCCCAUGUGAAAGCUGUUCGAGAGUUGGUCAACUUCCUACAAGAGCAUUGUCGUAUGAAUGUACUUUUUGAUUUGGAUGAUAUAAAAGUCAGCCCAGAUCCAGAUCCCGUCCGCUGGUACACCACAUCCUUAGGAAUUGCAGAUUAUGUUCUGAUGGUUGCUUCACCACCUCCUCCAGGGAUUCCUGAUAAAUUUGGCUGUCUACAUCCGGCGUUCAACCUGGAACAUGGAGCAGGGGAAUCAUUAGUUGAUCCGGACCUUUUGUCGAUGCAGUUACUAGCACCUUGUCUAGCUAGACGACGACCUCGCGUUGUAGUUUGCCUACCUCCUGGCACUACUGUCCAGCAUUUGCCACCAGAAAUCCGCACUUUUCGCACCUACUGCUUGCCUGCAAAACUGGAACCCAUGCUGCGAGCACUGCGCGGUGUUGGUACCGUUCUUCCAUGCUUGCCACCACCUCCUGGAGCAGAACGUAAUAGAGCAGAAGCCCGCACUCGAGUGUGGGCUGCCAUGAAGGCAGCAGAGCGAGAUCUGAGGGAACGGCCACCCGCACCAGGGUCCCUCUCUCCCUGGGAACGACCAUGUCCAGAGCAUUCAAAUUUAUCUAAAUUGGAAAUUCCAGUAAAACAAAAAUCUCCACUUCAGAUGGAAAUUAGCCUUGAGAAAUCCACUGGUGAGCUUCCUGGACAGAGGCAGAUUGUCACUAAUAAGGCGUAUCCUGGAUGCAUUGAUGAACUUAACCUACUGAAGUCUGAUGAUGAGGAAAAGGAGCCAGAUGAGGAAAAGGAGCCAGAUGAGCAACAAGAAGUGCAGGAAGAGGAUAUGCAGGAUCUUUUACACGAUUUUGCCCUCUGAUUUAAAUGUGCCAUUUUUUUGCCAUUGUUUAUUCUCUUGUAGGAUAGUAGUAUCUCCCUUGUCCCACUCUUCCCCUGGCACAAAAUUUCCUUCAUCAAUAGUUUAUUUUAUCACUUGGCAACAGAUAGCUUUUUCCACUUAUGUUUCAUAGCUCCAGACAUUUUGUCAUAUACCCUUUGGACAGGGUGACGGAUAUCAAUAUGGUAUUUAGUAUAACAAAAAAGAAAGGAUUUCACUACAUAAGAAGGAAUAAUUUAAAGAGCUUCACUGCCAGUGUAGUAAAUUCUUCUAUACCUAGAUCAGGAUAACAGUGUUUGACAGUAAGUUGCUAUCUGGACAGAUGCCAUAGCAAUAACCAAUCAGAGAAUGAGGUAUAUCACAUCAUGUACUCGUUCCACUAUAAUCAUAUUGCGCAGUUGCUAUCAAUUACAGAUUAUGCUUGUGGCUGACAACAUAAUUGUAAGAUUUGUUUCUACUAUGAACUUUUUUUUUCUGUGUAGGAAUUUAAUCUAAUACAACUGAUGCAUUCAACUACCAGCAAGAGCAUGCAGAAAAGUGCUGAGUCACUUACAAUCCUGUAAAGCGGGUUCAAUACUGUUCAUUAAUGGGAGCUGUGUUAACAUACACAGUUCAGAACCACACAGUGGCUGCUACAGCUAUGAUAUUUUAUGCACAAGUCAUCGUGAACUGAAAAUAUCUGCCCAAAUAUCACUCUGUUGUGCUCGACUGUCAGAUCACACUGGCGUCCUGAUCCAGAUAUAGAAUCUCAUGUAAAUCAGAAAACCACAAGGCAAGUUUGAUAGUAGGUAUUUUCUUCAUGUCACCAAGAAAUUGAACUGUUUCCUCUGAUGUUGAUUUUAAGUACCACAGUC
This is a messenger RNA of Schistocerca nitens (vagrant locust), 2947 nucleotides long. RefSeq lists its product as uncharacterized. The coding region runs from base 204 to 2075 and encodes 623 amino acids. The record is from RefSeq and is a predicted model, not a curated record. Gene Ontology annotation, molecular function: interleukin-17 receptor activity. The transcript has 8 exons. Lineage: Eukaryota; Metazoa; Arthropoda; Insecta; Orthoptera; Acrididae.